CGGGCAGCCCCCUCCCGCCAGGCCCUGUCGGACCCGCUCCGUCUUCUUCUCCUUGUCACCCGCGGUUGCCUCUGGCGGGGAUCCGUGCCCCGGAGCGCAAAGCCUGACGCUUCCCCCCUUCUCUCAUCACCCCCCCCCCACCUCCCACCACCCAGUCCCUGGCGGCGAUGAGACAGAGCGGCGCCUCCCAGCCCCUGCUGAUCAACAUGUACCUGCCAGAUCCCGUCGGAGACGGUCUCUUCAAGGAUGGGAAGAGCCCGGGGUGGGGGCCGCUGAGCCCAGCGGUGCAGAAAGGCAGCGGGCAGAUCCAGCUGUGGCAGUUUCUGCUGGAGCUGCUGGCGGACCGCGCCAACGCCGGCUGCAUCGCGUGGGAGGGUGGCCACGGCGAGUUCAAGCUCACGGACCCGGACGAAGUGGCUCGGCGCUGGGGCGAGCGCAAAAGCAAGCCCAACAUGAACUACGACAAGCUGAGCCGCGCGCUGCGCUACUACUACGACAAGAACAUCAUGAGCAAGGUGCACGGCAAGCGCUACGCCUACCGCUUCGACUUCCAGGGCCUGGCGCAGGCCUGCCAGCCGCCGCCCGCGCACGCCCACGCCGCCGCCGCCGCCGCCGCCGCCGCCGCCCAGGACGGCGCGCUCUACAAGCUGCCCGCCGGCCUCGCCCCGCUGCCCUUCCCCGGCCUCUCCAAACUCAACCUCAUGGCCGCCUCGGCCGGAGUCGCGCCCGCCGGCUUCUCCUACUGGCCCGGCCCGGGCCCCGCCGCCGCCGCCGCCGCCACCGCCGCACUCUACCCCAGCCCCGGCUUGCAGCCCCCGCCCGGGCCCUUCGGCGCGGUGGCCGCCGCCUCGCACUUGGGGGCGCACUACCACUAG
This is a messenger RNA of Hyaena hyaena (striped hyena), 875 nucleotides long. RefSeq names its product FEV transcription factor, ETS family member (gene FEV). The transcript is spliced from 3 exons. The record is from RefSeq and is a predicted model, not a curated record. Lineage: Eukaryota; Metazoa; Chordata; Mammalia; Carnivora; Hyaenidae. Gene Ontology annotation, molecular function: sequence-specific DNA binding; DNA-binding transcription factor activity, RNA polymerase II-specific. Bases 168 to 875 code for a protein of 235 amino acids. Gene Ontology annotation, cellular component: nucleus. Gene Ontology annotation, biological process: cell differentiation; regulation of transcription by RNA polymerase II.